AUGGUUUUGAAAAAAUAAUUAGCUCCUUUUAAAGUAAAAUUAUCAAUGAUAAUAUUACUAAUAUUUCAUUUCAUUAGAUAACUGAUAUCUUAUUAUCAACAAAGGGAUCAAUUUAUCAUAUUUAUGAUGUCGAAUUAUUUAUUCCAAAUUGCAUUAGAAUUCUUAUUACUUUGUAAGACGAAAAUUUGUUAAAAGAAUGUAUAAUUUGUAUUAAUAUUGAUUAAUAUUAUUCUCUUUUAAAUAGAAUCAAUUAAAUAUGACUUUGAGAAUUUGGAACCUAAUUAUUUGUUUAUUAUAAUAAUAUUCUUACUGGAUGACGGUUAAGCUUAAAAUACUAAAAAAAAAAUUGGGUAAGUGAUGAAAAAAGGGCUAUUAUUAAUUAUAUUUCUAAGCUUUCCUUAUUUAAAAUAAGAUUCUGAAGAAAACAGAAUAAUUAGUUAUUAUUUUAGAAUUAUUAAUUAAAAAUUAAAUGUAGCACUUUCUAUUUAUUUAUUAUCUGAGAUAAAAGGACUUAUAAUUUAAGAAUAAAAAUUGAAUUGUUUAUCCAUUAUUGAUGAAAAAAUUGUAUAAAAAUAAUAAGAAAUAUAGUAAUAAAAAGAAGAUCAAAAUAAAAUAACUAAAAAAUACUCAUUUUAGGAAUUUAGUGAGAUGAUAACAGAAAGGAAAUUAACAUUUUAAAAAUAUUAAUCUUAAUUUUAAAUAGAUUAAAAUAUAUUAUUGGAUAGUUUAUCAGAAGCAGUAAUUAUUAUUAAGUUUGAAAAAUAAGAAGAUUCCAGUUAUAAACCAAAAGUUGAUUAUUAAAAUUAAAUAAGCAAAGUUAUGUUUUAGAAAAGCAAUUAAGAUUUAAUAGUAUUUUUUGAAAAAAUUUCAAGUGAGGUAUUAAGUGAUGAUUCACCAAUUAAUCCUAGAAGUUCUUUAUUAUCAUUUUAAAGUCUUGCCUAAUAAUAAUUUAAAAAUAUGAAAAGAUCAAAUAAAUUUAAUCCAUAAUAAUACUUUGUAACAGAGAUUAAAUAAAAUAUAAAAUCUGGAGAAUAAUCUCUAUCACCUAGAUUGAGAUCAUUAACUAUUUAAGUAAUAUAUAUAUAAUAAAUUAGUUAAAUACAGUUUAUAAAUGUUUGUUCUAUGUUUACAAUACUAAGAAAAUACGAUUUGAAAUAAAUGGUAAAGUUGAUGCUUUGAUAAUUGAAACAAAUUUUGAGAUUGAUGGCAUAAAAAAAACUGUAGAAAUCAUAAUUACAAUGGGAGGUGAAGAUUAAAUUCUUAUGAUUGCUAGGGAUGUAAUGCAUAGAAAAAACAUAAAGGAAUUAUUUGAAAUAAAUUAAUCUAAAUCUAAAAUAUUAUCUUUUGUAAGUCAUGAAUUUAGAUCUCCAUUAAAUGUGAUGAUAAAUGUACUCUAAAAUAUUAAUUAAGAUAAAAGUCUUAGUGAAUCUUUAUUGUAAAAUCUUACUAUACUUUUAGAGAAUUCGUUUUAUAUGUUAAAUUUAUCAAAUGAUUUGCUUGAUUUAGCAUAAAUAAAAAAUGAAACUUUUAGUUUAAAUUUAAAAACAAUAGAUAUUAUAUAAUUAGGAGAAGAAUGCUUAAAAAUGUUUUAAUUAUAAGCAGAAUAAAAAAAAUUAUAAUUAGCUUUAAAAACUAAUAUUAAACCAUUAUAUGUUUAUACUGAUAGAAAUCGAUUGAAAUAAAUAAUCAUAAAUCUAAUAGCAAAUGCUAUGAAAUUCACAUUAAAAGGAAAUAUUACAAUUAAAAUUUAAUAAAAAGGAUUAUUAGUAGAUAUUGGAGUUGAAGAUACUGGAUUAGGAAUAUCAUAAUAAGAUCAAUCUAAAUUAUUUAAAGCCUUUGGUAAACUUAAAGAUGGUGAACAUUAAAAAUUAAAUGAAUAAGGAGUUGGAUUAGGACUAGUAAUUAGUAAUAAAAUAGCAUAAUAAUUAUCAUUUGAUGGUUAAGGAUUAUAAGUAAUUUCUAAAGAUAUAACUUAAUAAGAUCAUGGAUCAUACUUUUAUUUUACUUAAAAAAUUAAAUAUUUUCAUUCAAAAACCAAUUUGUAAUAGGUUUAGCAAGUUUAAAUAAAUGAUAAAGAACUACCAUAAUCAAAUUAAUAAAUAUUAUUUUAAAAAUUAACAACCUUUAAUAAAGAAUCUUAAUCUUUUGCUGAAGUUGAAAAAUAUGUUGUAAAAAGUAUUUGUAAACAUAUAUUAAUUGUUGAUGAUAACAUAUUUAAUUAAGCAAUUUUAGAAAUGCAUAUUAAAUAAUUGUAAAUAUAUAUAAUUUUUAUGAUAGUACAAAUUCAUAAAUUGAUAAAAAUAGUAGUGGAAUAGAAGCAAUCGAAUCUGUGAAAUCUAAGAAAUGUAAUAAAAAUUGUUUAGGAUAUUAAGCUAUAUUUAUGGAUAUGGAAAUGCCUGGUUUAAAUGGAAUAUAGGCAUCUACUUAAAUUUUAUAAAUUGAUCAAAAUAUUAAAAUCUUCAUAGUUUCUGGAUAUGAUAAAUCUCAAAUUAAUGAAGAAGUCAAUACAAUAGCUAUUAAAGAUUAUAUCGUAAAACCAAUUUGUAAAGAAGUCAUUUAAAAAAUAAUAUUAGAAAAUCAUUUAUGA
Paramecium primaurelia is the source of this 2587-nucleotide messenger RNA. The record is from the annotation of a GenBank genome assembly. Lineage: Eukaryota; Ciliophora; Oligohymenophorea; Peniculida; Parameciidae.